AUGGUACGAGACAGCUUUAGUAUCCUUGACAUUGUUCGCAUAAUAGGAGGGCUUUUGUUCUUUAAUGCAAUAUUCUCCUAUUGGUUUACUUCUACAGCAACAUGGGGCUAUCAUGGUAAAUACAUCGAUUGGAGGUAUUGGCAUCACACGAUAUUGGAACCCGAACUACACCUCAGCUUAGACGAGCUAUUUAAAUACACAGGUGACGAUAAUGGACGCAUACUUCUCGCAAUCAAUGGCAGUGUCUAUGACGUGUCAUCCAAUAGAGCUGUCUACGGCCCAAAAGGAUCAUACCACAAUUUGGUUGGUAAAGAUGCAGCUCGAGUCUUUGUCACUGGAUGCUUUAUGAAACCAGAUGAGUACACUUAUGAUCUUAGGGGAUUGGAUGAAAAAGAAUGUGAAAAGGACAUCAAGGGGUGGCAACUAUUUUUCGAAUCCCAUCGUGAUUACUGGUACGUGGGAAAAGUUGAAUUAACGUUUGAUUUUAUCAAUGAGGACCCGCCAAGCCCGUGCACUCACGUCAAGUUCCCAGGACAUAUUUGA
Messenger RNA from Lodderomyces parapsilosis, 543 nucleotides. RefSeq lists its product as uncharacterized. Bases 1 to 543 code for a protein of 180 amino acids. The transcript has a single exon. Lineage: Eukaryota; Fungi; Ascomycota; Pichiomycetes; Serinales; Debaryomycetaceae. Gene Ontology annotation, cellular component: endomembrane system; membrane. The record is from RefSeq and is a predicted model, not a curated record.